Molecule: messenger RNA, 315 nt
Organism: Batrachochytrium dendrobatidis JAM81
Lineage: Eukaryota; Fungi; Chytridiomycota; Chytridiomycetes; Rhizophydiales
Exons: 3
Coding region: 1-315 (104 amino acids)
Biological process (GO): proton motive force-driven mitochondrial ATP synthesis
Cellular component (GO): mitochondrial inner membrane
Molecular function (GO): proton-transporting ATP synthase activity, rotational mechanism
Source: RefSeq, a predicted model, not a curated record
AUGUCUUACUGGAGAAAGGCCGGUCUUAGCUACCUCAAAUACGCAAACGUUUCUGCCUCGGCACUGCGCUCUGUUCUCAAGGCUGAUGCAAAGAUCAUUGCUAAUCGUCGUGAGGAUACUGGCAUUAAAGUGUCUCUGUGGAAAGAAGGUCGUCAGGGCGAAAGCAUUGAUGUUGAGCCCAUACAUAAAUGUGCUAACACCAUGCUUUAUCUUGUAGAAACUGGUGGUUCCCCUCAAGGUCUAGAUUUGAUUUUGAUAUUUCUUCAUGAGCAAAUCUGUCAUGGUCGAUAUUUUGAAAUAAACUUCAGAGCUUAG